This is a messenger RNA of Erythranthe guttata (spotted monkey flower), 4048 nucleotides long. RefSeq names its product cellulose synthase-like protein D3. NCBI's taxonomy places the organism in Eukaryota, Viridiplantae, Streptophyta, Magnoliopsida, Lamiales, Phrymaceae. Gene Ontology annotation, biological process: cellulose biosynthetic process. Gene Ontology annotation, cellular component: membrane. The record is from RefSeq and is a predicted model, not a curated record. Gene Ontology annotation, molecular function: cellulose synthase (UDP-forming) activity.
GAAAGAGAAGAAAGUAGGUGAAAAAGACACAAGUAAAAAAUUUUGUCCGAAAAUCUUCAGUAAUAAAAAUGGUUGUCCAGCAAAGUUCCCUCUGUCUCUGCUAUCUAUAUAAACACACACAUACACGCACUCGUUUACGCGCAUUCGGCCAGAUUAAAUAAAUGGAAAGCCAAUUAGUGCUGCAAUCUUAUACAAUACAAUAGAGAUAGAGAGAGAGAGAGAGAGAGAGAGAGAGAGACUUCAAACAAACCAACUGGAACAGCCGGCGAGCACUUCUCCGUUACCUUUGUCUUCACCUGCUUCUUCAAGCACUAAUCGUCGAGGGGAUUCAGUCUUCUCAAAUGAGCAUUGUUUUGGGAUCAAGAUUUUCUCACAUUAUAUUUGAGUGUUAGAACUUCCAACACAUUCAAAUGGCAUCCAAAUCUUUCAAGGCAAGCAGAUCAGAUCUCUCUUCAGCAUCGUCCGACGUGCUCGAUUCGCAGAACGGGAAGCCGCCACUGCCGCCACACGUGACCUUCGCCCGCCGCACCUCCUCCGGCCGCUACACAAACUACUCCCGAGAUGACCUGGACAGCGAACUCGGUAACAGCGAGUUCCUCAACUACACCGUCCACAUGCCCUCCACUCCAGACAACCAGCCCAACAACAACAGCACUAACAACCCUAACGUCUCUCAGAAAGUCGAAGAGCAGUACGUGUCCAGCUCGCUCUUCACCGGCGGAUUCAACAGCAUGACGCGGGCCCACCUCAUGGACAAGGUGAUCGACUCCGACACCACCCACCCUCAAAUGGCGGGGGCGAAAGGGUCUUCUUGCGCCAUCAACGGCUGUGAUGGAAAGGUGAUGAGUGACGAGAGGGGGAACGAUAUCCUCCCCUGCGAGUGUGAUUUCAAGAUUUGCAGGGACUGUUACGUGGACGUGGUGAAAACAGGGGACGGGGUUUGCCCCGGGUGUAAGGAGCUCUACAAGAGUGCUGACGUGGACGAACUGACGGAAAACUGGCGGUCGUCUUUGCCUCAGCUUCCUCCGCCGCCUUCUUCCGGAAUGUCGAGGAGGCUGUCUUUGAUGAAAUCGACCAAGUCGAUGCUGGUGAGGAGUCAGACGGGUGAUUUUGACCAGAACCGGUGGCUGUUUGAAACAAAGGGUACUUAUGGAUAUGGGAAUGCUAUAUGGCCAAAGGAGGGUGAUUUUGAUAAUAGCAAAGAUGGUAAUAGUAUUGAGCAUUCUGACUUGGUCAACAAACCUUGGAGACCGCUCACUCGUAAAUUAAAGAUUCCCGCUGCCAUCAUCAGUCCAUACCGGCUUCUAGUUGUUGUGCGAUUGGUUGUUCUCGGGUUUUUCUUAACAUGGAGAAUCCAACAUCCAAACACAGAUGCAGUCUGGCUAUGGGGGAUGUCUGUAGUUUGUGAAAUAUGGUUUGCAUUUUCUUGGAUUCUCGACCAACUGCCAAAGCUCUGUCCUAUAAAUCGAGCCACCGAUCUAAACGUACUGAAAGAAAAAUUCGAAAUGCCGACACCUGGCAACCCCACCGGAAAAUCGGAUCUCCCCGGAGUAGACAUCUUUGUCUCCACAGCAGAUCCGGAGAAAGAGCCGCCACUCGUCACAGCCAACACCAUUCUGUCUAUACUAGCGGCAGAUUAUCCGGUUGAAAAGCUCGCUUGCUAUGUCUCUGAUGAUGGAGGAGCACUUUUGACAUUUGAAGCCAUGGCUGAAGCCGCCAGCUUCGCGAACCUGUGGGUCCCGUUUUGCCGUAAGCACGGAAUCGAACCUAGGAAUCCGGAUAGUUACUUCAGCUUGAAGAAAGAUCCUUAUAAGAACAAAGUUCUGGGCGACUUUGUGAAAGACCGUAGGAGAGUGAAGCGUGAGUACGAUGAGUUUAAGGUUCGGAUUAACGGUCUGCCAGAUUCUAUUCGCCGGAGAUCCGACGCUUAUCAUGCUAGAGAAGAGCUUAAAGCCAUGAAGGAGCAGAGGCAGAAGAGAGACGACGAGCCAUUGGAGAUUAUCAAGAUCAAGAAAGCUACUUGGAUGGCUGAUGGGACCCACUGGCCCGGCACUUGGUUGACCACCGCUUCCGAACACUCCAAAGGCGAUCAUGCUGGAAUUAUACAGGUGAUGUUGAAGCCUCCAAGCGAUGAGCCGCUUAAUGGAACAUCCGAAGAUUCUCGAGUGGACCUAAACGACGUCGAUAUUCGUCUUCCGAUGCUUGUUUACGUUUCCCGUGAGAAGCGGCCUGGUUAUGAUCACAACAAGAAAGCAGGGGCCAUGAAUGCUCUGGUUAGAGCUUCUGCAAUUAUGUCAAACGGUGCAUUUAUACUCAACCUCGAUUGUGAUCACUACAUCUACAAUUCCCAAGCCAUGAGGGAAGGCAUGUGCUUCAUGAUGGACAGAGGGGGCGACCGCCUCUGCUACGUUCAAUUUCCCCAGAGAUUCGAAGGCAUCGACCCUUCCGAUCGAUAUGCCAACAGAAACACUGUCUUCUUCGACGGGAACAUGCGGGCCCUAGACGGGCUUCAAGGGCCCGUUUAUGUGGGUACGGGUUGUCUGUUCAGACGGGUCGCCCUAUACGGGUUUGACCCGCCCCGUUCGAAAGAACGGAGCUCCGGCUUCUGCUGCUUCGGCAGAAAACGUAAAAACCACUCUGCUAUUGCUGCUGCUGAAGAGAAUCGGGCUUUGAGAAUGGGCGAUUCGGACGAUGAAGAAAUGAAUCUCUCACUCGCUCCGAAGAUGUUCGGAAACUCGAAUCAGCUAAUCGAUUCCAUUCCAGUGGCCGAGUUUCAAGGCCGUCCGCUCGCCGACCACCCUUCUGUAAAAAAUGGCCGCCCGCCUGGGGCCCUCACAAUCCCCCGGGACCUUCUAGAUGCUUCCACAGUGGCCGAAGCCAUAAGCGUAAUCUCGUGCUGGUACGAGGAUAAAACCGAGUGGGGCCAGCGUGUGGGGUGGAUUUACGGGUCAGUUACUGAAGAUGUUGUGACGGGUUACCGAAUGCACAACAGGGGUUGGAAAUCGGUCUACUGCGUGACGAAACGUGACGCCUUCCGUGGGACAGCCCCGAUCAAUCUGACGGAUAGGCUCCACCAGGUCCUACGGUGGGCCACCGGCUCGGUCGAGAUUUUCUUCUCGCGCAACAACGCCAUAUUAGCGAGCUCGAAGAUGAAGAUUCUCCAGAGAGUCGCGUACCUCAACGUCGGAAUAUACCCGUUCACCUCUGUUUUCUUGAUUGUCUACUGCUUUCUCCCCGCCCUCUCGUUAUUCUCCGGGCAGUUCAUAGUGCAAACUCUCGACGUAACUUUCUUGGUUUACCUACUCCUUAUUACAAUAACUCUAUGUGGUUUAGCUGUGUUGGAAGUGAAAUGGUCCGGAAUCGAACUCGAGGAGUGGUGGAGGAACGAGCAGUUCUGGUUGAUAGGUGGGACCAGCGCUCAUUUAGCCGCCGUUUUUCAAGGGCUGCUAAAAGUGGUGGCUGGGGUGGAAAUUUCGUUUACACUGACUUCGAAAUCGGGCGGAGAUGAUGACGAGGACGAGUUUGCUGACCUAUACAUAGUGAAAUGGACGUCUCUGAUGAUUCCGCCGAUUGUGAUUAUGAUGGUGAAUCUGAUUGCGAUUGCGGUUGGUUUGAGUCGGACGAUAUACAGUGUGAUUCCACAGUGGAGCAGAUUGUUGGGGGGUGUGUUUUUCAGCUUUUGGGUUUUGGUGCAUUUGUAUCCGUUCGCAAAGGGGUUGAUGGGGAGACGAGGGAGAACGCCGACGAUCGUGUUUGUGUGGUCGGGGCUUAUUGCGAUUAUUAUUUCGCUGCUUUGGGUUGCUAUUAAUCCUCCUCAGGGGAGUAAUCAGAUUGGAGGCUCUUUCCAGUUUCCUUGAUUUUAUAUGGUUAGGACAAAUCUUUUUUGACUUUUUGUUUUGUUUUUUUGAAAAAAAAAAAGAGACGGAAAAACCUUAAAUAUAUAUAUGUGUCUGGUCCUAUUUUUUUGCAGACUUGAAAUAUUCAGACAAUUCUUUUUUGAGUUUCUCAUUGUUUAUAUAUAUAAUGAUAUAUACAAACUGCUUAGAUA